Messenger RNA from Helobdella robusta, 810 nucleotides. RefSeq lists its product as hypothetical. The transcript is spliced from 4 exons. The record is from RefSeq and is a predicted model, not a curated record. Bases 1 to 810 code for a protein of 269 amino acids. NCBI's taxonomy places the organism in Eukaryota, Metazoa, Annelida, Clitellata, Rhynchobdellida, Glossiphoniidae.
AUGUUGGCUACCAUGAAGAGAGUGAGAUUUGAAAUUGGAUUGUUAAGUGCUCAAGCUUUCAAUCACGGAAGUGGGUGGACAUUUCAGCCAAUACCCGGAAUAAAAUUGCCCAAAUCAUCAACUCAGUGGUCUGAGGCCAACGUAUACUUUCAGUUGGAAUUUAAAUGCUUAGACGCUAUCACAGAUAUCGACAGUUUCGCUAACAGGUUCCAAGAGGCAAUCUACUCAUAUUUUGCUACCAACUGUGGCACUAUAAAAAUGAAAUCAAAACCUGUUGAGCACAUAAAUCGUGAUAUUAGGCGUUUAAAAACAAAAUUGAGAAAUUUAAAAUCGUUGGCUCAGAUCGACACUCAAUUCAACAAUGAAAUACGUAUGCUGAGCAAACAGAUUAGGGCAAUACUAAAAACCAAUAAAAUACUAAAAAAUGAUAACAACAACAUUUCUUCUCAACUAAAAAAAAACUUUUGGAAAACAUGUAACAACAUCUUUUCAAACUCAACUUUGCAGUCUCCACACCUCAGCAUCGAAGCUGCCACCAAUUUUUUCAAAAACACCUUAAACGCUAGCGAUCGCACAACGUUUCGCAUCCCUAAUUGGAUUAAUUCACUUCCUGCUCCUUCAUUCCAAGGUAAUUUGGAUCCGCCAUCUUAUAAAGAAAUUACAACAGUUAUUCGUAGAAGUAAAGCAAUGGCAUCUCCAUGCCCACUGGACCAAAUCUCAAUUAUUGCCCUCAAAAGAUGCCCAAUAAUAAGGACGUAUCUACAUAAAUUAUUAUCGUAUGACAUUUACUGUGACAGGAACAAGCUAUAA